AUGGGGAGCCGGGCAGGAGAGGCCUGGCGCUCUGUGGCCCCGCCCCUACACCUGUGCCGGCCCCGCCCCUCCACGCGCCCCUGCACGGCCCCGCCCCUGCUCGGCACCGGCCCCGCCCCGCUGUCUCGCGGCCACAAGGGGGCGCCGCGCUGCAGGGCGCUCCGUGUCCGCCAGGGGGCGCGCUGCGGGGCCGGGCCCGCCCGGCGGGGAGCGGCCGGGAGCGCGCCCGCACCCCGGGCCCCGCCGCUCUCGAGAGCGCGCACCGGGAGCGCCCCCGCACCCCGGGCCCCGCCGCUCUCGGGAGCGCGCACCGGGAGCGCCCCCGCAUCCCGGGCCCCGCCGCUCUCGGGAGCGCGCACCGGGAGCGCCCCCGCACCCCGGGCUCCGCCGCUCCCGGGAGCGCGCACCGGGAGCGCCCCCGCACCCCGGUUCCGGGGCCGCUCCCGGCGGGCACCGCUCGGGCCCGGAGCGGUGCGGCGGGAGCGGGGCCGGGGCUGUGGGACCGAGCGCUGCCCGCGCCCGCUCGCGGGGCGCUGCCGCCUCUCCCCCGCGGGCUGCGGGUCCCGGCCGGAUCGGGGCUGGGACCGGGCUGGGACCGGGCACGGCCCAGCCUGGCCUCGAUGCCCUCCCGCUCCGCUGGCGGGACGAGGCGGGCCGCAAGCGGCUGAUGGAGCUCCCAGCCGGAGCCGGGAUGGGGCGCUCGCCUCCCGCCGGGGUCUGCCGGGGGGUUCCCCGGCUGUGUUUUCUCCCCCCGUCGGGAGGCUCGGGGCCGUAUCGGGCUCGGAUCGGUGUCUGUACCGGGAUCGGUAUCGGGCCCGGAUCGGUACCGGUACCGUGAUGGGGCCCGGAUCCCGCCGGGCGCCCUCCGGCGGACACGGAGCGCGCUGCAGCGCGACCCCGCGCGGGCCGUGCCCCCGCCGGUCCCGGUGCCGGUGUCCGCUGCCGGGGCCCGGAGCGCGGCCGCUGCCAGCGCUGCCUCCAGCGCUUCCCGCCCCGGCUGCCUUCGGGACUCGGGAGUUUCCACAGCGGCUUUUCCCUGCCCCGUCGGGGAAGGUCCUGCCUGGGAUGGAAAUGGCUAAAAAUAGAGGAAACAAAAAUGCCAAAACCAGACACUGCCACGUGAGCCAAAGCAGCCAAAGCCUCGGGGUGGCCAAGGUUUGUUUUAUUGUCACGUCUGAGCCCUCUGCUGAUGGCCAGUGCCACCCUCACUUCCCCCAGGGACCCCCAGGAUGGUGCCAGAGUUGGAUUUUUGGGGCCCCGAUCCCCUCACAGCAUUAAAGGGCUCCAUCCUGGAGACUUCUUACAGGGGAGCAGAAUUGCACAUGGAACUUCGGUGACCACUGAGAAAUGAGAGACCUGUGAUAAAAACCCUUUUUUAAAGGAUAAGAUCAACAAUUUCUCUACAGCAGUUGAGCAGCUCCGAUAUCCGUGUGACACAGCCUCCAAUUCCAUCUCCAGAUUCGAGCUUGCCAAAAGGAAGUCACCUGCCCUCAGCGUAAAUAUUUAGUACACAAAAUACUGUCAAGAAACCCACUUUUAAUAAAUAUCUGCAGUUCUCA
This is a messenger RNA of Passer domesticus (house sparrow), 1559 nucleotides long. Its product is annotated as basic proline-rich protein-like. The record is from RefSeq and is a predicted model, not a curated record. Lineage: Eukaryota; Metazoa; Chordata; Aves; Passeriformes; Passeridae. Bases 1 to 1278 code for a protein of 425 amino acids. The transcript has 3 exons.